AUGAAAGCCACAACUUGCGCCGCCUUGGUGCUUUCUGCCCUUUCUGCCCUUUCUACUGCAUUUGCAGAAGAUCCAACUUCCUACCUAAGAAGCUCGUCAACACAACGAGAUCUGCAGGUUGAGCUCCCAAACCACUUCUGCUGGGUACCCUUCUUUGGCUGUGAAAGAGACAACUGUGAAACAGUGACUCCACUAGCCGCAGGCGAGUUCAAUCUUACCAAGUACACAGAGAAGUCUUGGUUCAUUCAAAAGCAACAAGUGAAUCCCUACCAAUCAGAAGAUCAACUGAAUUGUGUAGUUGCCACCUACAAUGAGAGGGACGACGGCUUCAUUCAAGUUCAAAACUCUGGUACAAUAGGUGGUGUGGACGGCCCUCGUCAAAAUUCAGAUUCAGAUUCCUUCUUCUCUGACCUAUGUGCCCAACAAGUUGAUGGUGGUUCGUUGCAAGUUGCCCCUUGCUUGUUCCAAGUUGCGUUUUCAGCGGUUGCCGGUCCUUACUGGGUCUUGGCCCUCGGGGAGGAUGGAGAUGAAUACACUUGGGCCAUCGUCAGUGGAGGCCAACCAACUGAAGUCAAGGAGACAGUAGAUGGCCGCACCUUUUGCACCACCAAGCAAGGUAACUCAUUCUUGGACACCAACGGCUCUGGGCUGUGGUUGUUUACCAAAGAGCAAGUUGCCGACGACCAAACCAUUGCAGCCAUGGAAGACAAGCUUACCGAAAUGGGCAUCUUUACAGGUGAUUUGUUGCCAGUGGAACAGGAAAGCUGCACUUAUCCAGAUUCAACCAAGUAUUGA
Molecule: messenger RNA, 795 nt
Organism: Seminavis robusta
Lineage: Eukaryota; Bacillariophyta; Bacillariophyceae; Naviculales; Naviculaceae
Source: the annotation of a GenBank genome assembly